GGGUCUUUGAUAUCCUGGAAUGAGAGGAACAAAAGACCCCUCACAGCACCCCUUGAUUCCUGAGAAACCUCGAGGAUUUUUUGACCAUUCUUUAAACUGUAUAAGCUCAAAUCUAACUGAGAGAAGAUUUCAAGGUACUUGUCCACCAAUUGGCCGUGGCAGUUUUGGAAAACCCUUCUUUGGUACAAACUGUUUCAGUUCCCCAUUCAUACAUUCCCGGACUGGCUUCCACACAAUCCAUUCUGAGAAUAGCCCAGUAAAGCCAAGGAUUGUCACUGUGGUAAAACCCUGUGGACACACAGUGAGGAAGAUCACCUUGCUUCUAAAUCGGCGGUCUGUUCAGACAUUUGAGCAACUAAUUGCUGACAUCUCUGAAGCCCUGGGAUUUCCUCGUUGGAAGAAUGACCGUGUGCGAAAACUAUAUAAUUUGAAAGGAAAGGAAAUUCGAAGUGUGUCUGAAUUUUUUAGAGAAGGAGAUGCAUUUAUAGCUAUGGGAAAGGAACAGCUAACACUGAAGACCCUUGAAGUGGCAGUCCAAGAACUUUUUCCUGAGAAUCCAUAUGCUCCAGUUACUGGAACAACACAAAACUGGGAACAGCCUCCAAAACCCAAGAACAGACUCCAUGAAAAGCCUGCCAAGACAGAAAACAGCCUUGAACCUAUAGCUGCUAAGAAUUGCAUUGAUCCCCAGUCUCCUAAAGUAAUUAACAGGCAUGAUGUAAAAGCUCAGACCAAGGUCAAACAAGAGGAAAAGGUAAAGACCAAAAAGAAAUGGGGCAGAGAUAACUGGAAUGGGGAGCAAGAGGUGAAGCUUUCCAGAAAAGCUAGGGAAGUUGAGCGAUAUUUUAGCCAAGAGAAAUGUUCUGAAAGUGGAGUAGAAAAGAGUUCAGAAAUGAUUGUCAGAUGUGAGAAAUGCCAAAGAGAGAGACAACUCAGGCAAAAAGUGCAGAAGGAGACACAAGCGCCUCUUCCAUUUGAGAGCAGAGACUUGAAUAUGAGAGUGUGCCAGAGAUAUAAUGUGGAAAGGCCUCCAAAACUAAGAAAUUGCAGGAAAUUUUCAGACAGCUCAGUGGGAGACAUUGAAUAUUCAUGGAAUGAUGCUGGUUUUCAGAAUAGCUGGACAACCUCCCAAGGCCAUCUGAAUAAAGAUCCCGAGAAGCAAAAAGGUAAUGUCGACAGAGAGCAAACUCUAGAAAGUAAUGACAAUCAUGAUGAAGAACUGGGAAAGGCUACGACAAAGCCCAUAGAAAGUCAGCGAACCAUCGUGGGAGAUGCCUAUGAACUAAAAAAGGAACACAGAAAAUGUUCUAGAGUGAAUCAGAGCUGUUGGUUGAUCAAGGGCUCUCAGGUGGAUGCAGAGAAACCAUCUAUAAUUCAGGGGAAGAGAGAAGAGGUAAGAAAAUCGAAGGAUAAAACUAUUGGAGAAGAAAAAGUGGGUCGUGGUAAGAGUGAGCUGAUCAGACGUGAACGGGAUGAAGAACAUAAAAUUAACAAAGAGGCAAAUAAGGCACGUAGGGCCAGUGAUACAAAGCUGAGGCACGAUGUCUAUAGCAGAACAGAUGUGGAGAAGUGCUAUGAAAUCGGCAGAACUAUUGGAGAUGGGAACUUUGCUGUUGUGAUGGAGUGCCACCACCGUAGCUCUAAUCAGACAUAUGCUAUGAAAAUUGUUGAUAAAUCCAAAUUGAAAGGAAAGGAAGACAUGCUAGAAAAUGAAAUCUUGAUCAUCAAGAGCCUUUCUCAUCCCAACAUUGUUAGCUUGAUUGAAGUAUUUGAAACAGAUGCAGAAAUAUAUCUAAUCCUGGAGUAUGUUCCUGGUGGGGAUCUAUUUGAUGCCAUUAUAGAGAGUGUGAAAUUCACAGAACAUGAUGCCGCUCAUAUGAUAACCGAUCUGUGCAAGGCUCUGGUUUAUAUUCACAGCAAGAACAUUGUUCAUAGAGAUCUCAAGCCAGAAAAUCUUUUGGUCCAACGUAAUACAGAUAAAACAACCACGCUCAAACUAGCAGAUUUUGGCCUUGCAAAGAGGGUGACAAAACCCAUAUUCACUGUGUGUGGAACUCCAACUUAUGUUGCCCCUGAAAUACUUGCUGAGAAUGGCUAUGGACUUGAAGUGGACAUGUGGGCUACUGGUGUAAUACUCUAUAUUUUGCUUUGUGGCUUCCCCCCCUUCCGAAGUCAUGAACGAGAUCAAGAGGAGCUCUUUCAAAUCAUACAACUUGGCCAUUAUGAAUUUCUUUCACCAUACUGGGACAAUAUUUCAUCUGCUGCAAAAGAUCUCAUCAGCAGACUCUUAGUGGUUGAUCCCAAAAAGCGAUGCACCGCUCAGCAGGUUCUCCAGCAUCUGUGGAUCCACACUGUUGGAAAAAAUAGCAGCAGAAACUUACAAAGGGAGGUGACUGUCAAUCUUGAGCGCCAUUUUCGGAGCCAGCGCAAGGUGGAAGCUACUACUGAAGACUCAUAAAGACCACAGCUAAAUGUACAUACUGUACUUUGGUGUGGGUCCCCAAGGGAAGUGCAGUGAUUGUGUUUUGUUCAGAUAUACCAUCUUCUCUCAAAACCUGAAUGUAGCUUAUUUGGAACUGAAGCUGGCUUUGCACAGCACUGGUGGAUUGACCUUCCGUGAUGUCAUGUGGCCAUAUCCUCUUCCUACGAAGCUGUUUUUUUCUACUUAAAAAUAUUUUAAAGAGAAAAAAUGCAGUUUUCAGCAUUAAAAAUGUGGGACUGUCAAGAAUGAACUGGUGUUUACUGAUUAGUACAUCUGUCCUUGGCUAUCUAACUAAGAAAAAAAAAACAAGAGGUGGUCAGCUGUAGAAAUAUACUCUGUCUGUCUCUUACUUGGUGUUAAAUGGUUUUUUUUAAAAAAAGUAUCCUUGUAUCUUACACUUUUCUUUAGAAGUUAGGACAUCACAAUUUGAUUUGAUGGUGUGUUUUAAAGUAACUCUGAAGUAUCUCAGCAAAUACAGCCCACACAGAUGUUGUCUAUCUGCUACUUAAAUAGUUAAGAUUUAUCCUAUGUGCAAUCUUGCCUUGUACAUUCUCUAUUUUUUAUGCAUGGGCCAGGAUCCAAAGAGCUAGUUUAGCUGUGCCCAUGGGCUCAGGUAUGGGAAUGCCCAAUGGGAUUUUUGACAUGAAACAGUAAACGUAGACACAUCCAUUUGAAAGUCUUCUCAGUUUCACAUGUAGCAUGCCAUGUGGCAUGGGUUGUUGCUGAAGAACCUAGUAGCCCUGAUAGCAUACAGAGAUAUCUGUGAGUUCUUUGAGUCCAAGCUACUGAAUUCAGCCUGGGUGUUAGUACUUUUGGUUGUUGUGGGUUUUUCGGAGCUCUUUGGCCGUGUUCUUAAGCCUG
This is a messenger RNA of Pogona vitticeps (central bearded dragon), 3343 nucleotides long. Lineage: Eukaryota; Metazoa; Chordata; Lepidosauria; Squamata; Agamidae. The record is from RefSeq and is a predicted model, not a curated record.